AUGUCCCCCAUUGCCGUGGGCGAAAAGUGGUGGAAGAAUUCUAUCAUCUAUCAAAUAUACCCCGCCAGCUUCAAAGAUUCAAACGGUGAUGGCAUCGGAGACAUUCAGGGCAUUAUUUCCUCCCUAGACUACAUCUCAAGUCUUGGGGUGGAUGUGAUCUGGUUAUGUCCCAUGUAUGACAGCCCACAGAUUGAUAUGGGAUACGAUGUCGCCGAUUACGAAAACGUAUAUCCCCCUUACGGAACAGUCCAGGAUAUGGAGGCUCUCAUCGAUGCAUGCCACAGGCGAGGACUGCGAAUCAUCCUUGACCUGGUGGUGAAUCAUACCUCGGACCAGCACAAGUGGUUCAAAGAGUCACGCUCCUCCAAGACCAACCCCAAGCGGGACUGGUAUAUCUGGAAACCGGCGAAGUAUGACGAGAAUGGACAGCGCCAACCACCCAAUAAUUGGCGCAGCAUUUUCGGAGGCAGCGCAUGGGAAUGGGACGAGCAGACGGAGGAAUAUUACCUCCACUUGUUUUGCGUCGAGCAGCCAGAUGUCAACUGGGAGAAUGCCGAGACCCGCAAGGCAAUUUAUGAUUCUGCCAUGGAGUUCUGGUUGCAAAAAGGUGUGGAUGGCUUCCGUGUCGACACGGUGAACAUGUACAGCAAGCAUCCUGAGUAUGCCAACGCACCUAUUUUGGAUCCCAAAUCUAGCACCCAGCCUGCUUUCUCAUUGUUCUGCAAUGGUCCACGGAUUCAUGAGUACCUGGGGGAGAUGAACGAUAUUCUCUCCAAAUACGACGCGAUGACAGUUGGGGAACUGCCCAACACACAUACCUUGGAAGGAGUUUUGCGGUAUGUGUCUGCGGCGGAGAAUCAACUGAGCAUGGUCUUCCAAUUUGAUCUCGUGGAUCUUGGAAUGGGAAAAGACUAUAAAUUCUUGACCACAAUCCCGGGCUGGACUUUGCGAGACCUCAAAGCCGCCGUGAAGAGCGCACAAGAUGUCAUCAAGGGCACUGAUGCCUGGACAACGGUGUUCAUGGAGAACCACGACCAAGGCCGUUCCGUCAGCCGAUUUGGAUCUGACAAAACGCCCGAGCUGAGAGUUCGAUCAGCAAAGAUGCUAGCCAUGAUGCAAGGUACACUCUCGGGGACGCAGUUCAUCUACCAGGGCCAAGAAAUCGGAAUGGUGAAUGCACCCAAGGAAUGGACUAUUGACGAGUACAAAGACAUCGACAGCCUCAACUACUACCAUAUGACUCGGCAGGUGACAAACAAUGAUCCUGUCGAGCUUGAAAAGGCCAUGGUCUCGUUGCAACAUCUUGCUCGGGAUCAUUCCAGGCUGCCCAUGCAGUGGAAUGCGGACGUGAAUGCAGGAUUCUCGUCCUCAUCGGCGAAGCCAUGGAUGCGUCCACAUGAUAACUACCCAGAUAUCAAUGUGAGCCUCCAGGAGAAAGACCAGGACUCUGUGCUCUCCUUCUGGAAGCAGAUGAACCAGCUGCGCAAGGAGUAUGCUGAUCUCAUGGUUUAUGGGGAGUUUGAGAUUCUCGACGAGGCGAAUCAAAGCGUCUUUACUUUCACUAAAAAGAGCAAGAAUCGCAGCUUGAUUGUGAUUCUUAAUUUCUCGGAGACUGUUCAGCCGUUUGAGAAACCUGAGACUGACAGGGAUUGGAAGUUGUUGGUUGGCAAUGUGGAGGAUCCCCAGGAGGCACUGCAAGCGUUUGAGGGGCGGGUCUUUUUGGCUUAG
This is a messenger RNA of Penicillium salamii, 1728 nucleotides long. NCBI's taxonomy places the organism in Eukaryota, Fungi, Ascomycota, Eurotiomycetes, Eurotiales, Aspergillaceae. The record is from the annotation of a GenBank genome assembly.